Messenger RNA from Rhopilema esculentum, 1676 nucleotides. RefSeq lists its product as uncharacterized. The record is from RefSeq and is a predicted model, not a curated record. Lineage: Eukaryota; Metazoa; Cnidaria; Scyphozoa; Rhizostomeae; Rhizostomatidae.
UCUGCGAAGGAAAAGCAUGGCUAAAAAGUGAAUGAGGCUUGUCUAAGCUGUGGAAUAUGAAAUAAAUGCAACCUUUUUGCGAAAACUAAGUUUGUUGUUCAUCUACAUCUACAUCGAUACUGAGCUGGACCGAGUAUCGGUAUAAUGCUCAGAGUGCAAGAAAUAAUAGAUUAAUGGAUAAAGAGUGCUAGAAGAUGCCACUGAUCAAUGAUAAGAUUGAUUGAACAUGAACAAUAGUUGUAAAAUGGGCUUUAAUUAUUCACGUGCUGUCCAAUUACCCCCAUGUCCUUAAAUAGAUUUCUAGUUAAAAUUGGCAACCUCUUGUGUUGUGAUCUGUGUGGUGUUGGAACCACUGAACUAAAAAAAUUUAAAGAUCAGUGGUUGUGACGCCUGAUCUCGUUCUGAUAACGAGUAAGGCACAACCUCAAGAUGGCGGUGUUCGGUUCCUCGUGCAGAAAAUGUCUGCAAAAUUUAAUUCCUGUUACUCAGCAGUUUCGUGUGCAAACGAAAAAUAUUGUUUCUACUGCAUAUCUUCAAAGGUUAAAGAAAGACUAUAGGAUAAAAGAAGCUCCCAAAAAGAAGCGUUGGAUCGAACCGACCAUAAGAGAAGAUCUGUUGUUUUUAUAUGAUGGCAAAGCUCGCAGUACAUUCCCAUAUCACAAAUUUGAUCUUGCAAUGGAAAUAUUGCGUGCAUGUGCAGUCAAAGACGAAAAUGUUGGUGUUUAUUUGAGACUCAAUCUGAAUGGAAAAGAUAUUACAACAGAAAGCAUUAAAGGACACAUAAUCCUACCCAAACAGUUUAAAGAGAAGAAGCUGCUUGUUUUGGCUGAGGGAGAGCAAGCUGAAGCUGCAAGGGAUGCAGGAGCUGAUUAUGUGUGUGGAAAGGAAGAAUUAUCAGAUGUGGAAGCCGAAGAAUAUGAAUUUGAUUACUGUCUGAGCAGCAUAGAAUUUUUACCUAGAAUACAACAUCUUUCGAAGAUUCUUGGAGACCAAAUGCCAAGUCAGAGCCAGGGCACAGCAACCAAUAACUUGGCAUUUGCUGUUAGGGAAUACAAAAGAGGGCAAAGAUACAAAUGCAUGCGGCAGGGUGCUGUUAGUUUAGACAUUGCAAAGCUUAGUUUUACUGAUGAAGAGGUGGAGGAGAAUCUACAGGCAACAAUUAAUGCAGUUAGAUCUCAUACACCAUUCAAUGUUUCACCAGAAACGUUCAUUAAAAAAGUCUACAUUACAUCUUGUCGUGGACCAGGACUCUUACUUCACAAAAGAGAUUUUCUACGUUCAAAAUAGACUUCGUGUAAAUCAUCAUUGUUAUAAAGUUUAUUGAUCGAGCCCUAACCCUAAUGAAACUUAGUCACUUUUCAAUUAUGCCCUAACGUAAAUACUGACAAAUAGAUGGGUUUUAAGCAUUUUUCUGCCUUCAUUUAAGAAAAAUAAUAUGGAAUUAGGUAGGCUUUUGGUAUCGCAAAAUUUCAAGAUGACACGAAAUCUUACUUCUAUUAUAUGCUGUCGAAAAAUGUUCCGAAAUAUGCUUUGAGUGUUUGAAAAAAUAUAUGCUGUCAAAAAAUGUUCCUUUUUGAUCGUGUAGAUGGUUAUGCAAAUUGUACCCAGUGUAUAAAGAAUCGUUGUCAUAAAACCGAUUGUACUGGGAGAAAUUCGUUAUUGAAACGACCGGUAGA